Penicillium coprophilum is the source of this 966-nucleotide messenger RNA. RefSeq lists its product as uncharacterized. Bases 1 to 966 code for a protein of 321 amino acids. NCBI's taxonomy places the organism in Eukaryota, Fungi, Ascomycota, Eurotiomycetes, Eurotiales, Aspergillaceae. The transcript has a single exon. Gene Ontology annotation, molecular function: protein binding. The record is from RefSeq and is a predicted model, not a curated record.
AUGUAUCUACAAAAUCUCCCAGUCGAACUACUCUCAUGCAUCGCCACCCACCUCCUUCCAUCUGCACAAGACGUGAAUUCGCUAGCCAAAGCGUCUAAACUCAUGUACACAAUCUCUAACCCGAUUCUCUACCGCCACCAAAUCCUUCAUCAAGGUAGCUCGGCCUUAAUAUGGGCCGCCAAACACGGCAAACAAGACCCUUGCAACCGUCUACUGCAAGAAGGCGCCAACCCUAACACCCAAGAUGCGGAGCACAGAUCGCCCCUUUCAUGGGCAGCCGGAAACGGCCAUAGACAGGUCUCUUCGAUUUUUCUGAGCUCGGAAAACAUACUCCCGAAUGCGCCCGACAUACAUCUCCAAACUCCUCUCACCUGGGCAGCAGGGUACGGCGAGCCUGCUCCUCUUACGGGGUGGGGUCUGUCCAGGCUAAGAACGGGUGCCGUGCAUCCAAAGCAGGACGAUUACCUCGCCAUUGUGAAAUUGUUACUAUCGACAAAAGAUAUCCAGCCUGAUUGCCGGACCGAACGUGGUGAAACACCCCUUGUGGCUGCCGCAGCAGCGGGGGCAGGAGAUAUAGUAGAGGAGUUGCUUCGCACGGGCAAGGUAGACGCAAGUUCCAAAAAUAAAUUCGGCCAAACAUCACUCGUUGCAGCAGCCCAGUAUGGGCAUCUAAGCAUUGUCAAACGCCUCCUGGCAAUUGAAGGCGUGGAUGCGGACGCCAGUCUCCAGAGCGGAAAUGGCCCUCUCCUGGCCGCUACGUGGAAGGGAUAUGUGGAGAUUGUGAAAUAUCUUCUUGCUAUCCCUCUCCUGGAUCCAAAUCCACAGCCUGGUUUUGGAAACCGGUCUCUCUCAACUGCCGUUGUUGCUGGGCGCAUGGAUAUUGUAGAGGCGCUUCUUUCCAGCGGCAAGGUUGAUCCGAGCUUUCCGGAUAGACACGGAGUUACGGCACUCGCAAGGGCAGCGUAA